Molecule: messenger RNA, 2482 nt
Organism: Rubroshorea leprosula
Lineage: Eukaryota; Viridiplantae; Streptophyta; Magnoliopsida; Malvales; Dipterocarpaceae
Source: the annotation of a GenBank genome assembly
AACUGUCUCUCUCCUUUCUUCCCCGUUGUAGCUAAUUUCCCUAAACAUUACUCACCACUCGUUAUCCUCUUCUCUCCGAUUGAAUCCUUCGCCACCGUUUCCCCACUUCCCGACCUCUGAUCUUCGUCACCUACCCUCGCCGGAGCUUCCGUUUGCUUCUUUUUUCCGUUACUUCAAUGGGUUGAAGAGGAAGUAGCGGAUUGCUUGCUAAAAAUGGAGUGGGACAGUAAUUCCGAUCUGAGCGGGGAUGAGGAGGAGGGCUUCAUGCUUAACGAUGGCGGUCCACUUCCUUUCCCUGUCCAGAACUUGUUUCAAACUGCCCCCUGUGGGUUUGUUGUCACCGACGCUCUCGAGCCUGACCACCCCAUCAUUUAUGUCAACACCGUCUUCGAGAUGGUCACUGGGUAUCGCGCUGAGGAGGUUCUCGGUCGCAAUUGCCGUUUCUUACAGUGUAGAGGACCAUUCGCAAAAAGAAGGCAUCCCUUGGUAGACUCCACGGUAGUUUCUGAAAUAAGGAGAUGCCUUGAUGAGGGCGUCGAAUUCCAAGGGGAGCUGUUGAACUUCAGGAAGGAUGGAACCCCUUUGAUGAACAGAUUGCAUCUUACUCCAAUAUAUGGAGAUGAUGGUAUAAUCACGCAUGUUAUUGGGAUCCAAUUCUUCACAGAGGCAAACAUUGAUCUCGGUCCAGCGCCUGGGUCUUCCAUAAAGGAGUCUACAAAGUCAUUUGACAGUUCUCGCUUUGGUUUGUCUCUUUUCCGGCCUAUUCCAGUUGGGGACCGAAACGUUUGUCGAGGGUUUUGUGGGAUACUGCAAUUAAGUGAUGAGGUGAUUUCUUUAAAGAUACUUUCACGACUAACUCCCAGAGAUAUUGCUUCAGUUGGUUCUGUCUGUAGGAGACUCUAUGAGCUGACAAAGAAUGAGGAUCUUUGGAGGAUGGUUUGUCAGAAUGCAUGGGGUAGUGAGACAACUCGUGUUUUAGAGACUGUGCCUGGUGCAAAGAGAUUGGGAUGGGGUCGGUUGGCAAGGGAAUUGACCACACUUGAGGCAGCAACAUGGAGGAAACUAACCGUAGCAGGUGCUGUUGAACCAUCUAGGUGCAACUUUAGUGCUUGUGCUGUUGGGAAUCGUGUUGUACUUUUUGGUGGGGAAGGAGUGAACAUGCAACCAAUGAAUGACACGUUUGUGUUGGAUUUAAAUGCCAGCAACCCAGAGUGGGAACAUGUCCAAGUAAGCUCUCCUCCUCCUGGUCGCUGGGGUCAUACACUUUCUUGUGUGAAUAGUUCUCAUCUGGUGGUAUUUGGAGGCUGCGGAACACAGGGCCUGCUGAAUGACGUUUUUGUGUUGGAUUUGGAUGCAAAACCUCCAACUUGGCGUGAAAUAUCAGGGUUGGCCCCACCACUUCCUAGAUCAUGGCACAGCUCCUGCACCCUUGAUGGUACAAAGCUGAUAGUUUCUGGUGGUUGUGCAGAUUCUGGAGUACUUCUUAGUGAUACUUUUCUACUUGAUCUUUCAAUGGAGAAACCUGUCUGGAGAGAAAUACCAGUGGCAUGGACCCCACCAUCUCGUUUGGGUCACACACUGUCAGUUUAUGGUGGUAGGAAAAUAUUGAUGUUUGGGGGUCUAGCCAAGAGUGGUCCCCUAAGAUUCCGUUCUAGUGAUGUAUUCACAAUGGAUUUGAGUGAGGAGGAACCUUGCUGGAGAUCUGUAACUGGGAGUGGAAUGCCUGGUGCUGGAAACCCAGGGGGAAUGGCUCCACCUCCUAGGCUUGAUCAUGUUGCUGUUAACCUUCCUGGUGGAAGAAUCCUUAUUUUUGGUGGGUCUGUUGCUGGUCUUCGCUCUGCUUCCCAACUAUAUCUCCUGGACCCCACUGAAGAGAAGCCUACAUGGAGGAUAUUGAAUGUUCCUGGGAUACCCCCAAGGUUUGCUUGGGGGCAUAGUACUUGUGUUGUUGGUGGGACAAGGGCUAUUGUCCUUGGUGGUCAAACAGGUGAGGAGUGGAUGCUAACUGAGCUCCAUGAGCUAUCACUGGCAAGUUCUGUUGUCUGAUUAAAGAAUAUGCAUGAAAGGAAGAACAAUUUGUUGUAAAGUCAUUGGAACUCACUGAAUACAAUUCCACAAUGAGAAGACCAUCUUGACAAUCAAUUGGAGGACAUUGUUCAGUCACUGAACAACAACAAAAGAAAUCUCAACAAACAUUUGGUCUGGUCAGGACUUUUGUAAUAGGUGAUUGUUGAUAAUGCGUUUUCAUGUACAAGGUUGUUCUGGCUCGGGAUAAACUUUGAAAUGAGUGACUUGAACCGUGUUUUGUUUUUUACUUUGUAAGGUUUGUAUUGGAACUACCUGACAAUACUCACAAUGGACUAUUCUUGGUUGUUAGGAUACUAAAAAGGUAGGUAUUUUAUAUAUGUAUGUAGGUUUUAGUUUCUUCUUUGUGCCCCAUACGUUUUUAUUGAGAUUCUGUAAUUAAAAGAUGGGAAAAGAG